GAUUCUAACCUAGGUGAUAACUAAACCCCACUAAAAUUCUCAAAGUUGAACUUCAAUGUCAAUACUGCACAGUCAGUAACUACCUACCACUUUUAAUAACUGGCAAACGCGCGACCGACACAAAUCAGUAAUCACGACCAGGAAAACAUAGAAAAGAAAAGCACAAUGCCGGGAAGAACCAAGGCUCGAGGCGACACGCCCGAAGAGGUAGAGGAGCAAGAGGCUCCCACCUCGGCGCAGCCACUUGUUGAAGACGAAAGUGGUGAUCCUAUGGAUGAAGACCAGCCUGAGGGCGAGGAGGAAGCCGAACCGGAAGAGGAGCCACAGCGUGUCAGAAUUCUCCCUGGAUCAUCCGAAAGAGCAGCUUCUUUCGAGUUCCUGAAGGAGGGCCAUACUCUGGGAAAUGCCCUCCGAUUCAUCAUUAUGAAAAACCCUGACGUGGAAUUCUGCGCGUACACCAUUCCCCAUCCUUCCGAAGACAAGAUGAACCUGAGAAUCCAAACAUAUGACACAACAACUGCUGCUGCUGCAUUAGCCAAAGGUCUUCAAGACCUAGAAGACCUCUGUGAUGUGGUUGAAGAGGGAUUCUGGACUGAGCGGGAGAAAUUCGAAGCAACCCCCGAACAGUCACGUAAGAGGCAGGAGGAGCAAGAGAGAAGACGGGCGGAAUUAGGUCUAUAAAUUUUUUUUGGGCACAGAUUACGGAUCAUAAAAGGCAUUGGCGGCGUUUGGAGUAAGCCAGACAACUUUCUAGACUGGUGAAUUUGUUUUUAGUCCCUAUGUACAACAUAAUGGGACAAUACCCUAUAUCUAGUUGCGACCCUAUCAUG
Hypoxylon fragiforme is the source of this 830-nucleotide messenger RNA. Its product is annotated as RBP11-like subunits of RNA polymerase. Gene Ontology annotation, cellular component: RNA polymerase I complex; RNA polymerase III complex. The record is from RefSeq and is a predicted model, not a curated record. Gene Ontology annotation, molecular function: DNA binding; DNA-directed RNA polymerase activity; protein dimerization activity. Gene Ontology annotation, biological process: DNA-templated transcription. The coding region runs from base 166 to 681 and encodes 171 amino acids. The transcript is spliced from 4 exons. NCBI's taxonomy places the organism in Eukaryota, Fungi, Ascomycota, Sordariomycetes, Xylariales, Hypoxylaceae.